GCAUCAAAUGCAUUGACAUUCUCUAUCUUAUAUUACUAAUUAAUUAAUCUAUUAUUAAGUUUCUAAUAAGAAACGCAAAUCGCUUGUCUUUCUCAUUCAAAAACAGCCAGCCACGGGUUGCCUUUGGACUCAUUCGUUCUUUCUCUCUCUUUCUGGAAAUCGAUAUGAGGGAAAAGUAAAGCAGGUGGUGAAAACAAGAGGCAGAGAAGAGAUACAGAGAGAGAGAGAGAGAGAAGGGAGAGAUUGGUGUGGUGUUUUAAAGGGGUUUUGGAUUUUCCUUUUAUAUUUCUUCAUUGCGGAUUCCGCCUCUGAUACAUAAACGUCCUUUUAAUUCCUUCUUAUUCCCAAACUGUGACACAUCUCUUCGCCGUUAUCCUUCGCCACCUUUAUCACAACUCGUCUAUUCCUUAUCUAUAAUGGCCGUUCAAGCUCAAUACCCGUCUAACGUCUUACUCUUAAACAGAAACGGGCAGGAUAGGAAGAACAUGUUAGGAGGAGAUUACUCGCUGCAAGGGCAAGCAGGGGGAUUGCUUGAUCAAUCUCAGAUGUUAUUCAGCAGUGGAGCAGGUGUUAAUCCACGUAAGAGAGGAAGAGAAGCUGUCGCUGCUGGGGGAGCGACGCCUAUCAAUCUAUUCGCAUUGCAGCCUCCGCCUCAUCCGACGCUUGUAAAUCUCGCGCAGCUCCAGAACCAGCAACAGGCCGUGGUUUCUACAGGCCUGCGUUUGUCUUUCGAAGACCACCAGCAGCAACAACAACAGCAACAGCAAAUGGGUCUUCUUCUUCCCUCAUCCAAUCUCUCCUCCGUCCUAUCAGAAGACCUCUCAGCCCAAAUCAAACGCCAGAGAGACGAAAUCGAUCAAUUCCUACAAGCCCAGGGAGACCAGCUGCGGCGCACGUUAGCAGAGAGGCGACAGAGGCACUACCGUGCGCUCCUGAGCGCAGCUGAGGAAUCAGCCGCACGGAGGCUACGCGAGAAAGACGCCGACGUGGAGAAGGCCAGCCGGCGGAACGCCGAGCUGGAAGAGCGGGUGGCGCAGCUUAAGGCAGAGGCGCAGGUUUGGCAAGCAAGGGCAAGGGCGCAGGAAGCGACGGCCGCGUCUCUCCAAUCACAGCUGCAACAGGCCAUGAUGGGAGGCGUAGGAUUAGGUGCGCAGGAUAGAAGAGAAGACGCAGGGUGCGCCGGAGGCGAACUGCCUGCGGACGACGCCGAGUCAGCCCACAUCGACCCAGGCCGGGUCGUGUCAUCCGUACCACCGUGUCGGACUUGCUGGAAGCGGGCGAUGACGGUGGUGCUGCUCCCGUGUCGGCAUCUCUGCGUCUGCACCAACUGCGACUCCGCCAUCGACGUUUGCCCGAUCUGCAACUCGGUCAGAAGUGCCAGCGUGGAAGUCUACCUGUCAUAACUGAUGGAAGCCGAAGAACAGAAAAAGAAAAAAGAAAAAUAAUUUAAAUUUAAUAAAAAGGUUAUUUAAAAAAAAAAAA
Messenger RNA from Magnolia sinica, 1482 nucleotides. RefSeq names its product BOI-related E3 ubiquitin-protein ligase 1-like. The record is from RefSeq and is a predicted model, not a curated record. The transcript is spliced from 4 exons. NCBI's taxonomy places the organism in Eukaryota, Viridiplantae, Streptophyta, Magnoliopsida, Magnoliales, Magnoliaceae. Bases 417 to 1403 code for a protein of 328 amino acids. Gene Ontology annotation, molecular function: ubiquitin-protein transferase activity.